Molecule: messenger RNA, 1404 nt
Organism: Leishmania braziliensis MHOM/BR/75/M2904
Lineage: Eukaryota; Euglenozoa; Kinetoplastea; Trypanosomatida; Trypanosomatidae
Exons: 1
Coding region: 1-1404 (467 amino acids)
Source: RefSeq, a predicted model, not a curated record
AUGGUGGAUUAUCAUCUGCCGGCUCUCACGGCCACCAAUGGCAAGAAGCCCAUACCCUCGCCGAAAAAAAAGACGGACGACCAUAUCCUCUGCCAGGAGUAUGCCGGCUACAUUGCACAGCUGCGUGGGCUUCUUGAAGAAACCACGGGGCAACCACCAGCGGGCGUGCGCACGGCUGAGGUUGAGCGCCGCAUCGCCUUGAUCCAGUCCGCUUUAGAAGAGGUAGAGCGACUGAACGCGAAUACCCGCUGGCGCAUCGAGCACGACAAGGCCCAACGCGUUUUAGAUACUUACAAGCGACGCAUCAAUGCGGAGGAGGAGGCUGAGAAGAGGCUACAGGAUGCCGAGAAGCAGCGCACGGCGCAGCUAGAGGAGGCACGGACCCUGCAGCUUGCCUACUACAAAAAUCGCAACGAUCGCAUCGAGGCUAAGGCGCAUCAGUGCCGGGCCCACAAUGAGCAAAUGCAGGAGCAGACGGUGAUGAAGGCGAGCUCGAAUGAAGAGCGUCGCACACGCAACUUAGCCAACCUCGACGCUGAGCGCCAACGCACGCAAAAAGAGCUGCACGACCGCGAGCAGGCAAGGCAAGACUACGCACGCAAGUUGCGCGAGCGUCAGGCCGCAAAGGACGCUCAGACGCUGGCUGAGAAAGCGCGGUUGGCUGAAAUCCGUCGGCAGGAGAGGGAAGCAAAGCUAUGCGCCAUUCGCGAGUCAAAGCGCAGCAAGUGGAUGGCAAAGAAGGAGGCCAGCAGCUCGAAGUCUGUGGUUGUGUGGAAGAACGGAGAGGCCAUCCUCGAGACGAAGCUUAAGGAUCACAACGACCUUGUAGAGGAGUUAGAGCAGCGACGGCUGCAGCAGGAAAGCCGUUACGCCGAGGAGAAGGCGGAACUGGAGGCAUACAUUCAGCAGCGCCGGCAAAUUCACGCCGUGCGGCAGGAGCGGCAACGCGAGAACCUCCGCAAACUCGUCGACAAGCGCGUGACGCGUGGCGUGGAGAUUGUGAAGGCUGCGGAGGAGAAAAAAGAGCGGGCGGAACAGGCGAAGGAGCGGCAGGUGAUGCAGUACGUCAAGGCAGGAAAGCUGCUCGAUGAAAGUGUGCGACUUCACCGCGAGCGUGUGCAAAGGCUUCAGGAUCGUCGCAUGAACGAAUCCCUGGCACAACAUUACAGGCGCUGGAACCACCGCGCCGCGCGCAUCAUGGAGGAGCUGCAUGACGCUAUGGCGGAGGAAGAAACCAGGAUAAAGGCGGAAGCCGAGCAGCAUGGCGCUGCAGCGACCAACCAGCGCGGGUCAGCGGCGUAUGCUGACAACCAGUGUUCCUGGGGAUCGGGUCCACACGUCGCCGCCCCUCAACACGGAUACCAAAUCGUGUCGCUCCCGUCCCCCACAGAGUUCGCUGUCUAG